CCUCAAGCUCAUAGCAAGUCCAUUGCAAACCGGCAAGCUGCCGCUUGCCGCCGCCAGCGCGGCUCCAGCGGCAGCAAUGCCAAAGGCCAUGCUUGGUGAGAAGGAGUUGCUCUCCUGGUUUGCCAUUUUUAUCCUCUGGAAGCAACAAGGGGAUGUGGAAUGGCUCCUUUGGUUGAGCUUGCAUGAGGCCUCGCAGCUUCUGGUGGCCCUGCUUUCAGAGCCUUCCAGUGGUCGUGGCCGAGGUGCUGCAAUGAGGAGUAGCUUUGCUCAGCCGCCCGCAGCGGGUGCGGGGGCUAGUGGAGCUGGAGGGGCUGGAGGCUACCACGGAGGCGGCUAUGGCGGUGGCAGCCAUGGCAGCGGAGGCGGCUAUGGCGGCAGUGGCGGCUAUGGCGGUGGCAAUUACCAGGGUGGCGGCGGCUACGAUGGCGGUGGCGGCUACGGCGGCUACGGUGGCGGCGGCUACGGUGGCGAUCACGGUGGCCACGGCUAUGACUACGGUGGCGGCUAUGGUGAUGGCUACGGAGACUAUGGCGGCGGGUAUGGGGGUGAUGAGUAUGGCCCGGAGAGCGGCGCACCAGGAGCACCAGGAGCACCAGGGGCCAAAGGUGCGGGGAAAGGAAUGGACACAGAAGGCGUCGAAGAUGACGCACAGGGCGAAGGGCUGGACGCAGGUGAGGGUCUUCCUCCGGCGGAAGAGCCGGAGGAGGUGGAGGCGGUUCCGCCGGAGGAGGAGGCCUACGAGGAGGCCCCUUACGAGGAGGCUCCUGAGGCCUUUGAAGAGACCCCGGAGUCUGGUCCUGGGCAAGGCCCUCCCGUGAUGCUGGUGAACAGCGAAGGCCAGAACAUCCUUGCAAAGGAGAAAACCAAGCAGCUGAUCAACAAGGUGAACAUCUUGUCGAAGUCGCUGCAGGCGAAGCUCCCGACCUACGAUGAGGGGUCGGACCUCCCAGAACCAGAGGAUGAGAUGCGGGAGAUUUGCCGGGCCCGAGAGGUGGAGAUCAAUAAGAUGGAGCAGGCCCGGACCGCUGCAGAGAUUGCGCGGCUGGAGAAUGAGGAAGAAGGAGGGGACGUGGAUGAGGUGGCCAUUGACGAGGAGGCUAAGAAGAUGGAGGAAGAGUGGCCCGGUGAUGAGUACGACGACUAUUAUGGAUAUCCGCCACCUCCAGACGCCCAGGGACCCUACGCGGAUCCCUACGCGCAUGAUCCCAACGCCGGCCACGGCGCACCACCGCCGGGGCCGGCGGGGCCUGCGGGGCCGGCGGCACCUGCGCCAGCUGCGGCCUUUUGCCCGGCGCAGCUGGUGCUUUUGAGUCAUCUUCUUCCAGAUCGCGAGUGGAGGAGGAAGGCCGACUUUCUUUGUGAGGCCUGCUGAAGCCCCGCGACGGCAAUUCCUCUCUUCGCUAAUGCAGCGCCUGGGUCUGCCCUGGUAGCAGGAAGUUCGACCCGGCAAGGCGAGGCGC
Messenger RNA from Effrenium voratum, 1460 nucleotides. The record is from the annotation of a GenBank genome assembly. Lineage: Eukaryota; Dinophyceae; Suessiales; Symbiodiniaceae.